Messenger RNA from Staurois parvus, 404 nucleotides. The record is from the annotation of a GenBank genome assembly. NCBI's taxonomy places the organism in Eukaryota, Metazoa, Chordata, Amphibia, Anura, Ranidae.
CACCCUGAAGGGGUGCUGGAUGCUCACUCCCUCCGGCGGAGCUCUGGCGGCUCACGGCCUACCGCGGCACCUAAAGCCGCAGUCUUUCCUGCCGACCGCAGCCGCGACGUACUGAGUCGCCUUUGAAACGCCGCCGCCCCAGCAAUAGGGACGAGGGGAUGCUACCAUCACCUCCACCCCCGUCGGUACCUACAACCGCCGCAGUGGCCCGUGACGCCGCCGCUCCGAAGGUCCUGCCGUCACCCAGGAGGGGUACUGGGCCCACACGGCCUGCGAAGCCGCGGUCCUCCCUGCCAACCCAAGACACCACCGUCCUGUGCCAGAAAGAGGGGAACCUCUCACCACCCCUACCGGGUCCUACAGCCGCCACCACCACCGCUGAGAGAGCCCCUGCCUCCUACUCC